GGUAAGUCAGGUGCGUCAGGUUCCAGACGGAAGUCUGUCAGGAAUGAUCGAGCAACCUUCACCUGCAGCCAGCAGCGCUCUUUCUCCCGUAUUUGCGUGGUUGUGUCGGCAGUGAUGAAGAUCGCUUUCUUCCUGAUCGCGGUGAGUGUGGCGGCGAUGGGUGGCUCGAUUUACAUGGCCGUGAACCAGGAGGUGAAACUGGCCCGGCUCAAAGAGCAGGUGACGCUGACCUUCACGGACAUCAAGGCCAAAGACGAGGCCAUCAAAUCUGUUAAAACCGAAGCCCUUCAGCUGAAGGACAAGCUGACAGCCGUCAACAGCAAAUUAGAUGAACUGCGCAAGAAGAAGGACGAGCUGGACAGAUCGAGGCAGGCGGCAGAGGGAACUCUGCAGACAUGCAACACGGCCAAAGCAGAAGCUGAGAAGACCAACAAUGAGAUGACGGAGAGUUUUACUAAAAUGAAAGCCGAACAUGAGGAAGCUAAAAAGAAGGCUCAGGAGGAGAUACAGAACCUAAAACAACAAAUUCUGACUAGAGACAAGGCUGUUUGUGCAUUUGUGGACAAAAACAAUGAGGAAGCACGGAAGCUGUGUGGACCUGUAGAAGCUCCAAAAUGACAUCUUCUCCAAUACCUUGCAUUCAGUUUUCAGGGGGAAUGGGGUUUGUCGUUUAUACAGAUAUGUAUACUACUAGUAAAUGUGUGUGUGUGUGUGUGUGUAUAUAUAUAUAUAUAUAUAUAUAUAUAUAUAUAUAUAUAUAUAUAUAUAUAUAUAUAUAUAUAUAUAUAUAUAUAUAUAUAUGCGUGCGUGUUGACCAACUAUAUAUCUGAAUAGUACAGACUAGAUUAAGUAGGCUGGGUUGGGUUGGGGGGGGUCUGUAGCUGAGUACUGUUACUAAACCAAGUCCUUUAUUUGUUGUGCAGCUGUGUUGAGAACAACAAUGGGUAAAAUCAGAAAAUUAUUUUAGUAAUCAAUUAAAAUAAAUUCAGUGGAUUGGUAA
Molecule: messenger RNA, 1000 nt
Organism: Thalassophryne amazonica
Lineage: Eukaryota; Metazoa; Chordata; Actinopteri; Batrachoidiformes; Batrachoididae
Exons: 4
Coding region: 115-618 (167 amino acids)
Source: RefSeq, a predicted model, not a curated record